CGACUUUACAUCCUCUUCUGUAUAUUUUGUCAUGUAAAUUUGUGUUUGAGCGCCGUUUCUUAGCGAGAACUGUUUAGUGUCAACAAAGUAUUCUUUUUGAUCGUUUCCGAGUAGAAUCUUAACAGUCUUAACAAAUUGCAGUUUUCAAGGCUGUCUUGUUUGGUCAUUUUUUGGCGCUACACAGCCGGGGAAACUAUAAAUAAGUCUUGAAGCUGAAAUCUCGAGUGUUUAAAGUGCUGAGAUUGAACUUCACGUCAGGAAACUGCAGAAGGAGAAAAACUGCGUAAUAGAAACAAGACCAAAACAGAGCAGUAUUUCUCAACGGAUCUUUUCCUGUUGUGCCUACAGUGAAAAUGUCAACAAAAUACCCUYCUUUAGGGACCUCGAGUAUUCGUCAAGUUGUUUUAGCAAGACACGUUGCUCAAAGGUUUAAACUAAUCUCGACCAAUUUGGUAAUCCAAAGACGACGCAACGCAGACAAAGGCGAUUACCAGAUCACUCACGUCGACGAACCUGAAGUCAACGAAAGACAACCACCGAGACCCUUUUUUACAGAGACUAGCCAUUCACCAAGACGAUCGACGGUCUCUGGUCUUUCUUUCCUAAAAACMCCGCCACAAAACAGUUACAGACUUGAGCCCACGGAACGAUUCGAGACGCCAAAAGUUCAGCGGAUCAUCGCAGAAGCGCUAGAGAAYGAGCUWAAGGGAAUUAGCUACAGCCCUGAAAUCUGCUCACAAAAGACUAAACUUUUGWGUGAUGUGAUAAAAGCGAAAGUCAAGAGCUUAAAUUUCUCAAGGUAUAAAUACAUAGUGGUUGUGUUUAUCGGGCAAAAGAGUGGGCAGUGCGCACGCGUGGCUAGUCGUUGUGUCUGGGAUACUAGRUAUGAUAAYUAUGCACAGCACGUAUAUGAAGGGCCGACUGAUGUCUUUGCUAUUGGGACUGUAUAUGGAUUAUACCACGAAUAAUAAUGCAAUGGACAAAUACUAACACUAGAGUUUCUCAAUAUUUCCUAAUUUGAACCACUUGGAAUGGGGAAUAAUCACAACCAUUUCCAUGACAUUUCUAACCCUGUGCAGCGGAGGAUGUCUGUCUGUCAUACCAUUAAUCGUGAAUUGCGCAAUUAUGUGAAACUAGUUUCUAAUCUGCAGACUUCUGAACCUAGUACGUCACUACUUGAUUUGCAAUGGAUUGUGGUAUCGUUAUCGUUUAAGGAUCCGCCAUGUUUUGUCCCAAACAUAUCCUAUAAUGCAUUGCGAUGCGCUAUGUGACGUAAAAGCUUCAAAGAUCUAUUGGCUCCUKAUGAAGCGAAGUCGUUCUCGUGAUGAAGAGAAGGAGUGGUUUCUCUGAGACUUCACUCUUAUUACCUUUUUUGCUGCCAUAUUAGCACACAUCCAAUCCUAUAGAAGAGAGGAUAUAUAGAGGAUAUUACAUGGGCGCGCGGAGCCACAUAAGGAUUUUAUCUUCGAGUGUUGAAAAGAUCUCUCAUGAGUGAGCGUAGCGAUUUUCAAUACGAGAAGAUAAAAUUCGUAUUAC
Molecule: messenger RNA, 1536 nt
Organism: Exaiptasia diaphana
Lineage: Eukaryota; Metazoa; Cnidaria; Anthozoa; Actiniaria; Aiptasiidae
Product: tctex1 domain-containing protein 1
Exons: 1
Coding region: 354-968 (204 amino acids)
Biological process (GO): microtubule-based movement
Cellular component (GO): cytoplasm; cytoplasmic dynein complex
Molecular function (GO): dynein intermediate chain binding
Source: RefSeq, a predicted model, not a curated record